Molecule: messenger RNA, 1566 nt
Organism: Clonostachys solani
Lineage: Eukaryota; Fungi; Ascomycota; Sordariomycetes; Hypocreales; Bionectriaceae
Source: the annotation of a GenBank genome assembly
AUGGUAAAGAGGCAUUCUCAAGGGAAAAGAGAUGAAGUCUCGCCAACACUGGCUGCUGUUCUUCACUCUAACGAAUUGCCUUGGUACAAAAAGGCUCAUCUGCGCAAUCUCAACCUUCUAUUAUUCAGCAUUAUGCUGUAUGCCUCCGCCAAUGGCUAUGAUGGGAGUAUGAUGAACGGACUGCAAGCUCUGACUCCGUGGCAGGAAUUUAUGAACCAUCCUACAGGGCCGUGGUUGGGCUUUAUCAACAGCGUCACAAAUUUAGGUUCACUGACCGUCUUGUUUCCAGCUGCAUGGACAGUUCAGAAGUUCGGUCGGAAGUCGGGCAUAUACAUUGCCAAUUUGAGCUUGAUAAUAGGAGUUGUCCUGCAGACAGCUGCUCACAACCCAACAACGUUCAUCAUGGGCCGAUUCUUUAUUGGUGUCACGAAUCAAUGGCUGAGCAUUUCCACGGGUUUGUUGAUUACUGAGACAGCCUACCCCUCUCACAGGGGUAUCCUCACAGCUCUUUAUAGCUGCGGAUGGUACCCGGGUGCUCUCUUAGCGGCAUGGACGACGUAUGGCACUCGCAACUACACAAGUAGUUGGGGUUGGAGGAUUCCUUCUGUUUUACAACUACUGAUACCUGCGAUCGCCCUUCCUGGCUUUCUCCUUUCUCCUGAGAGUCCUCGAUACUACGUCUCCAUUGGAAAGGUGGACAAGGCCAAAGAGGUCCUCUCAAAGUACCAUACCGGCGGGAAAGAUGACGAACUCUUGGCCAUUGAGCUCGAAGAGAUUGUUGCUACCCUGGCUCUGGAAAAGCAGGUCAAAGAGAGCGUGGGCUGGCGUGAUUUAUUCUCGACUAGGGGAACCAAGCACCGUUUCUACAUCACGGUGACCUUGGGCAUCUUUCAUAACUGGUGUGGUAAUGGCGUUGUCGCAUUCUACCUCACCACGGUUCUCAACAAGGCCGGCAUCACAAGUGUAACCAACCAAACAUUGAUCAACGGCUUUCUGCAAAUAUGGAACCUGAUUUGGGCAGUGGGCGCAGCAUUCUCUGUUGAUUUGCUAGGCCGACGUAAGCUGUUCCUCCUCUCGACCGUCAUCAUGCUGGUGAGCUACAUAUUCGUCACUGCCUUUUCCGGGUCGUUUGCAGAAACUGGUUCGAAGAGUAUCGGCAUUGCCGUAGUGCCUUUUCUCUUCAUCUUCUACGCCGGCUAUGACAUUGCGUUUACCCCUCUCUUUAUGGCAUAUGCCGCUGAGAUCUGGCCGUAUAACUUACGAGCACGUGGCCUGUCACUUUUAUACCUCAUCGGUCAGACCUCGACCUUCCUCAACGUUUUUGCGAACCCCAUUGCGCUUGAUGCCAUUGCUUGGAAAUAUUACAUCAUUUAUAUUGUUAUUCUCAUCCUUGGCCUGCUCAAUAUAUAUCUCUAUUACCCUGAAACCAAAGCCUAUACUCUUGAAGAGAUUGCAGUUAUAUUUGAUGGAAAAGAUGCAGCAACGCCGACCAGAAAUCAAAUUUUAGAACGGUCCGGGCAAAGCAAAUCUGCCUCUGCGGUUGCUGCUGGCGCGGAUGAGGAGUGA